GCCGAGCAACAGACACACACACGCGCAUGCGCAUUCCAUUGUUUUGACUGAAAAUGCCGUCGGUUUCGAAAACGGCGGCCAAUGCUUCUCCUCAAACCGAGAAACCUACCCACUAUACUUACUUGAAGGAGUUCAGGACAGAGCAGUGCCCGUUGUUCCUCCAGCACAAGUGCACGCAGCACAGACCCUUUACCUGUUUUCAUUGGCAUUUUCUCAACCAGCGUCGGCGACGACCGAUAAGAAGAAGAGACGGAACUUUCAACUACAGCCCCGAUGUUUAUUGCACGAAAUACGACGAGACUACAGGCAUUUGCCCAGAUGGAGACGACUGUCCUUACUUACACCGGACCACUGGUGAUACAGAGCGCAAGUACCAUCUACGCUAUUACAAGACUGGCACUUGUAUCCAUGAGACAGAUGCUCGAGGGCACUGUGUGAAGAAUGGCCUGCACUGUGCUUUUGCUCAUGGGCCACAUGAUCUGCGACCCCCAGUCUAUGAUAUCAGAGAGAUCCAAGCACAAGAAGCCCUCCAGAAUGGACAGCUGGGAUCUGGUGAAGGUAUUCCUGAUCUGCAGCCUGGUGUGCUGGCCAGUCAGGCCAUGAUAGAGAAGACUCUGACCGAGGACCCCCGAUGGCAAGAUACCAAUUUUGUUUUAGCCAACUACAAAACGGAUCAGUGCACGAAGCCCCCACGACUAUGCAGACAGGGGUACGCAUGCCCCCACUACCAUAACAGUAGAGACCGGAGACGGAAUCCCCGAAAAUUCAAGUACAGGUCAACUCCAUGUCCGAAUGUGAAACAUGGGGAUGAAUGGGGCGAGCCCUCCAAGUGUGAUGGCGGAGACAGUUGCCAGUAUUGUCACUCUCGCACUGAACAGCAGUUUCACCCAGAGAUCUACAAAUCCACCAAAUGCAAUGACAUGAGGCAAACUGGAUACUGUCCCAGAGGACCGUUCUGUGCAUUUGCACAUGUAGAAAGAAUUCCCUCCACCGAGGAGGCCAUGAGCUCUUUGCUGACAGCGAUACAGUCAGGCUCCCAGUCCCAGCUGGGCUCCCAGCAGUAUUCAGAGUGCCCGGUCAGUGACUGGAACAGUGGGGGAAACUCCACUACCAGUGCAACGAGUAGCAACGGCCAAGUAGGAAGCGUUUCAUGUUCUAGUAGCCCAACUGUAACGCCAAGCUCAGGAAGCAACAGUUUGUUAUCCCCAGUGGGAUCCAUCAGCAGGCCCACUUCCUUAACUAAUGGUAGUUUAUGUUCAGAGUCCACCACAUCCAGUGUCUCAUCUCUGACGACUAACUAUCCUAAAGCUCCGGGCUAUGAACGUGAGGAUCAGAUUAAGAAUAAGGGACAAGUGGAUCAAAAAAUGAUGGACCAAGACAAACAGACACAAAAUACUGUAUUCUCUGUGGUGAACCCUUUGGCAUCAAGCAUUACCUCCAGUAUAACAUCAAGCUUGGCCUCUAGUAUUGGCUCAGAUAGUUCUUCACCUACCACCUUAUCAACUAUGAAUGCAAAAGCCACCCCUUUCUAUCCAGGGAGCAAUACAGUAGAGUCUGUAAUAGGAUCAGCUCUUGAUCUGAACUUUAGGGACAUAAAUGUUGCUUCUCUUGAUAAGGAGUUAGAAGAACAAGACAGCAGUGCGGGAUUGGCAAGUCAAAGGGUGCUGGCUGGAUCUGCCCCGGUUAACAUUCCUGGCUCUCUCGCCCGAUCCUCCUCGUUUAAUUCCUCCUCAUCACUCUCCACCUCCCCUCUCAGCUCCCUCUCCCAGUCCCUGUCCCAGUCCCUGCUGUCUGGGAUGGUUUCACAGCCAAAUCAACCUUCAGCCAUGUUGGCUAAGCAAGAGCAUGGUAUCCUGGGAACACCUACCUCCUCUUCCCAGAACUCUCUGGGCUUGAAUGGAGGAGCUAGCAACAUAUGGGACUUUGUAAGUGGCAGCUUUUCACCUAGUCCAUCUCCAGUUUUCAGCAGUGUAACAUCCGCAACCAGUAGUGCUGAUCUGACUCGCCUUUUUCGAGAGCUGGAUGAAGCUAAGAGGAAGAUCAAACAGUGGGAGGAGGCCUGGCACCAGGUCAAGCAAGCUUGUGAAGCUUGCCAGAAAGAUGCUCAUGAAGCAAAGGAACAAGCAAAAUCAGCUGAGGCAGAGCGGCAGCUGGCAGAACAGAAGUGGGAAGAGACAGAGCGCAAGCUGAAAGAGCUCCAAGGGGACUUUGACGUGCUUUGUCGCACUCCUGGAACACCUCUUCUACGCAGCUACGGAGAGCUGGACCAGCUCCCCUUGUCAAAGCUUCACUCCAUCCAGAGUCAGCUGCGUAGUGACCUAGACCUUAUAGACGGGGUAAUAUAUCAGCUUCAGUCAAAGAAAUGUAUAGUUUGCCAAAAGCAUGAUCGUUGCAUUGUUCUGCAGCCUUGCCAACAUUAUGUACUAUGUGAGAACUGUGCACCUAGUAAAACAGAAUGUCCCUACUGUAGAACAAAAAUAUUGAAGUGGUGAUGUACAAUUAUUCAAGGUACUAUUUAAAGAAUUAGCCCUUUGAAAAACUACUAAUACAUAUUAUGCUUACAUUUUCUAAAUAGCAUUUUGUGUUGCAUAUAGUGAUUGAAUUAAUAAUUUAAUUAGAGUUAAAUAAAUGAUGUUUGACUGAUGAAACAAGACCUAUCAUGGAUUAGAUUGGGUAAACGGGAUUCAGUCACUUUAGUUUUUGCUCAUUAUAAUGUUUGCAAUCUGCUAAGAUCACCCUUUGGAAAAGCUAUGUAUCUACAGUUAAGUAUAUCAUAUAACAUUACAGUGCACUUCAAACCACCAUACUGUCCUGAAUUGUAUCUAAAUUCCAAAAUAUUCAGAUUUAGAGACUAUGCAGAACAUGCAUCUGGUAUCCAGAUAUAAAUUAUCAAUUUCUUUUACGAUCUGUUUUAAAGUCAUCUCAGCAGACCACACAGAAUGCAACUCAGCUUUCCCCAAACAGUCAAAAUGUAGAUAUGUGUUGCCAGCUUGGCAGAUUUCUCUUGCAGUAAAUGCAGAAUUUCUGAUUAUGUUUUAGAUUCAGUUAUCCAGUCUCCACUGAGAUUGUAACACUACAAUUUUUCUUUGAAUCAAACUUUGCUGAUGAGCGUACCGCUGCUCCUCAAUUUUUGAUUGCUGAUAAAUGAGCCGUUCUUCUAUGGCAACUACAGAUUUUUUGUAAGUAAUUGCAAAAAGGACUAAUAGCGAAUGUGUCUAGCACAGUUGAAUGUACUCUGACAGAAAUAACUGAUUGGAGUUUGUGUUUCGGUCCACAUGUUUUGUGUGUGGACUCGAAACACUCCACAUUCAGUUUUGAAAGUGUGACUAGAAGCAUCUUUAAUCAUCUCCUGAGAUCGUGGUUGGAUCACUGUCUUCAGUACAAUCACCCAGUGAUUCUGACUGAGCCCACUACAAAAUGUCAAAACAAGUGUUUGAAAACUGAAGCAAACUCAGUGUGCCCUUGGAGCAUGUUUUAAGGCUUUUCUGUCCAAAUUUCAGCUCUUUUCACUUGUUAUACACAGAUGAAUGCCUAGCACAUUAUGGAUGCUGCUGUCCUGGCUAAAAGCUUUUUUGUGUGUUAUCACAUCACAGAUUUUAUACUUCGAGAUGGAAAAUUUUUCGUGUACAGUCUGCUUAAAACAAAUUAUUUUUGCUGCAAUGGUUAUAGUUUUAAAUAUAUUUGGACCUUGUCUUUAUCUGUCACGUGUUGUCAGUCUUUGUAUCAUUUGCUCAGUUUGAGAAUGGAGAAAGGUUGUCAAACAAAUUGGCCAUUAAUUCAAAAAAUAACUAGUAUCACAUCUUUGAUCUCCGUGUAAAGGGGCAAUGUAAGAAAUUUCUCCCUUGGCAAUUAGUAGAUUACCACAAUAUAAAUAACAAAAAAAAUAUAGACCAAGCCAUCAUUGACCGGUUUAGUGCCGCUGAUGGUUCUCAUUCCACAUCAGUACCUCAAGCACUGUGCAAAAUAAAGACACAGUAGCUAUCAGAGAUUACUGCAAGUAAACAGUCAAUUAUCCACAAAUUUCACCACAAAUGAGUCCAGUGGUGAUGUGAAACAUAAAAUGGGCAAAAAUAAAAUGUGAUUGUUCUUUAUUUAAAGAGGAAUACCUUUUGAACUCUGUCAUUGAUCUGGGUUAUGACAGACCAAUCAGUAUUUGUAAACAAAUUGUUGGUGCUAGAAACCAGAUCCAAGCAGCUGAUUUGUGACAGAGCUGCUCCAUUUCACUCACAUGAAUAUUUGUCCAAAUGCUCACGUGCAAAUGAGCUAAUGAACGGUCAGUAGUGCGGACCAAAUAACCCAGGAAAUGGCAAUGGCAUCUGAAUGCGGAAAACUAUUCCUCUUUAAGUAAAGCCCCAUUUACCAAAAAAAAAAAAAAAAAAAAAUCUUUAUAAAUGCCAUGGUUACUUAUUUUUCUUUUUAAGCAUACAGUCAAGCAUCAGUUAUGACCAACGUUCUGAAGAAGUUUGAUUUCUUAUUAAAGCACUUUGUUGACCUGGGACUUUGUUAAAGGGUAUAUAGAAAUUUGCUUUAAGCUGCUUUGUAGUUUUUUUUUUUGUUUUGUUUUUUCUUUUUAGAUUUAUACAUUUUCUCUAUAUAAGCUAAUGUCUGAAGCUUUUGUGUGUACUGUGAAACAUAAUUUGAAUAUUUCAUGUUUCUUAUUGUUAAAUCAUGGUAUGGUUCUAUAUAUUAGUUAGCUUUCAUAGAAAAGUACUUAAUAGUUUCUACUUUCAUAGUUAAAUUUAUAAAAUUUCAAUCAAAUAAGUGCAAAUUUAAAAUGCAUUUUAGGCAUAACCAGCAGCUGUAAUAUCAGUAAGGCACAUGCUAAAUGUUAAGGCAGUUAUUCAAUCAGUAAGUUUUGUCUUUAGAGAUUUAUAUAGCCUAGCCGUUAGAGGAGCAUGUAUUGUAUUUGCUAAAGCCUGAAAUGGUGAAUUUUGUAGGAAUCUAGCCUCUUGACCUUGUCUAGAACAUAUCGGCCUCACACUCUCAAGUGCCUUGCCUUAGAUGAAAAGCUGUGUGUAGGAUUGUCAGAGCAAACACGAGUCAGCUUGUGCACAAGUUUCUGCAGAACGCGUUUUAGUUUAAGUUUGCAGAAGCAGUCACAUACUGUAUGUGUAUAUGUAUGCCAUACUGUAUUUUGGCCCAAUCCUGUUAAAAGUAUUUCUGCGGAUGAUAAUUGUAUGAAAACAAAUAUUGUCAGUGCCUGUGUCCUGACUUAAACCCUAAAAAUCGAAACCCCUCCACCACCCACCCAUUCCUUGGCCGUGGUGCUCUUUUGGUGCAGCUUCAGUCUUUUGAAAUUACGUUUUUCAAUUUAACAUUUGGGAGUAUGCAAAUGUAGGACACAUUGUAUGGAUUUGUAUAGCAACAACAGAAAGGCUUUUUUCUUUUUAAACAGUUCAGUGAUUUUAGUUUUAUUGUAAUUCAUAAUUCUACAGCGAAUGAAGAAUUCAGUGGUUAACAUGUAAGUUGGAUUUUCAAUUGCGACAGUGUAUUGUGCUUAGGUUACUCUAAUUGAAAUGACCUUCUACUGUGUUUAAGAAAAAAAAAAGAAUUUUCUUUGUACUCUUGCUUUAAGUUCAAUAGAAAACCACAUCUUUCCAGGUACACCUUUUGCUACUUACAAAUAUGGGAAAAUGCAUUGUUUACAUUCACAUAAAUGGCAAUUAAGUGACUCAGAGGAAAAAAAAAUAUCUUCAAGAAAGAUUAUGGUAUUUAGCUUCUUCGUGUUUAUCUUACGGCAUCAAAGGCAGGCUAAACACUUCUGGUAUUGCAUGUGUUAUAUUAUGCGAUAUGUUAACCAGCUUAAAAGAAAACAACAAAAAAAAAUAUCAUUUCGCACUGUCACACUGCCAGAAUAUUUGUAUUGACUUAUUUUUAGUGUACUAAAGGCUCAUUAACUUCACUUCUGCAAGCUUUGCUGCUACUGGAAAAGGUAUUAAUGUAGUUUCUUGUAAUACAUUUAGAUGUUUGAAUGUUGUGCAUACACAGCUCAGAUUUCAGAAACAGUUGAAUAUUUAGUCUUUACAUCUAACUCAACUAAACCUUAUUUGAUUGAAUUAUUUUGUAAAUCUGUUUGAGUCCGGUUUUGGUACUUUUGUAAAUCGCUCAGAAUGAUGUCACAGACCUGUACUGCUGUAGAAUGUCCAGUUUUUUAGUUGGUUGAAGGUAAAUGUGUUUUUGUUGCAUCCCCCCUCCCCCGAAAUGCAGCGUAUGGCACAGGUGAAUAGUUCCCUCUUAACUUCUCAUAUGACAGGGUCUUUUGGUCCUUUUUUUUUUGCCUGUGAAGCCAACUAAAUUUAUGAUGUCUAGUGUGAAAUCCUAAAACUGAACCAAAGUGGUGUUCUAGUAACAGUCCAAAUAUGUAUUCUAAAGCGGAAAUUUACCUUUCAACAGAAUUCACAUUAUUACAGAGAUUUUGGGCAGAUCACUAAAGAUUUUUAUGAGAGCCAAGACGACAACUAGCGGCAAAUCCAGGAGUUGCUGCAUUGAUGGUAAAUAGUAAACUGAUUUCUUUUCACAGUACUCUGAUUUAAAGCUAAUUUAAAAUGUAGAAGCUCCAACAUAUAAAUUCACAAAACGCAUUCUCAGAUUAAUUGUCGGUGGAGCAACUCUGUUUUUUGUUUCUGUAAGAUAUCACAUAAAAAAAGUCUUACAUCAUGAAUUCUGUUCCUGGGUGCAUUUUUGCUUUAAUAUUUCAUUUGAUAGGACAUGAUAUUCUCUUAGCGAGUUAAUGACAGAACUAUGCCAAUGGCUUUUGCUUAAAAUAUUAAUGGACUUAAAGCCCAUUUUGCAGUUUUACCAAAGACCUGUAACAUUAUUUCUUUUGUAUUACAUUUCAUCAUUCAUUUAUUUCAUCAAGACACCUAAUUUGACAAAAAAUAAAAAAUAUAAAAAAAACACCUAGUACCUUAAAUAGACAUGUUCAUUAACAAUAAUUAAUGGCAUCUUUUCUAACUUUAGUUAGCUCUAGUGAGUUGCUACACAAAUGAUCAAAAAUGCAUGGGUCGAAUCCUUACUGAAUAGGUGUAUUUGUAUAUUUGAUUUUGCAUUAAGUAUACAUUGACGUUUAUGGCAGAUUUGUGCAAUAUUGGCUAGCACAUGCUGACCUUAAGGAUUCAUUGUCAAGUUGAAUUGACUGUUUUCUACAGUGAAGGAACAUCAGAGGAGAAUGACAUUUGUACUUCUGAAGUGGCCAUAUAAACUUCACUAUAGUUCUAUUUUUCUUUUUUCAUGUUGAUUUUACUUAACUACAUAAUCUCAAUCAUUUUGGAAUAUUGAUGGUUGUGCACUAUAUGCUGUCAAGGUAGGCCUACAAUGACUGUAAGGUGCUUUCUUUCCAUUUGACUUUGUUUGCUCAGUGGUUUUACUCUGAUGGAAUUUCUAUUUCUUAAAGUAAUGGUCAAAAUUAGUUUGUUUUUGUGUAAAAUUUACAAGGGACAAAUGAUGAUUGUGAUGAGCAUCAAUGGCAGAUACAGACAUAUUGAAACAGAGUUACCUGUUAUGGUAAUUUUUUGCUGGCCCCUCACAGUCUCUCGUGGUUUACUUGCCCUAAUCCAAGUCUUCUAAUGAGUAAUUGGAUGGACUUCCACUUUGUAAGCACAGCUUACAUUUCUUUCUUACAUUUGUUAAAUUUAUCUCUAUAAUGGACCAAUUACAUUUCCAAGUACAUCUGUGCCUUUAUGAGAAAAAAAAAAGUUACAUAAUUUUCAUUGGUAUCAAGGGAAUAUUGCUCUCAGACUGUGUUUACUGUUCAGUCUACAAAUGACAAAAUAAAACAAAUUCUGAUCUUAAUUAGAAUCAAAAUGCCAGUGCCUUAGACCAUAUUUGUGGACCAUAAAGUGUUCUAGAAAUGUUGUAAAAUGAUCCUCCACAUUCAGGCCACCUGAGCUAAAAGGAGAAAGGCCAUUCAGAUGGGAUUGCUUUACCAGUUCCACAGGAUGAAGCAAAGCUUAUAACUGAUAAAAGACCUAUCUCAGUCUGUAUUUGCCAUACCAUUAAAGAAAACACAGCAAUACCUACCAUAUUAUCAACUAAACAGUUUCUUCUGAUCUCAAUUUGUCUUUUAUUGGCACCAAAAAAACAAAAAAAAAAACAAUUAUUUGUAAAGAAAAGCACCAAAUAGGAAGACCUGUAAAUGAACUGUAAUAGAUGUAUCAUUAUGCUCUGCAUUGGGAUAGUUUAAUCUAUUUUGCAUUGUUAGUUGUUGUGUUGUCUUUUGUUUUUAAUAUUAUGAAAAUGGAGCCUGAAGAUUUAUGCAAUCUUGUACAUGUAUAUGAGUAUGAUGUAUGAACUGUUCAAAUUUAGUAAAAAUACUAGUACAACAAGUGUUGUAAAAAAAAAAAUAAAAUAAUCUGAAUGUGGAACCAGCUGUUCCAUAUACCGUAGAUAAUUUCAGUAGAGAUGUUAUUUUAACAUUGAAGCCCUGAAAUAUUGAAUGUAUUGUUCUAAAUUAGAUAUUCAAUGAAUAGGUCACUGGAAUAUUAUGGAGAGCAGUUAAUUCAUUAUGAUGUAGCAUCUAGUUGUGAAUUGCUAUUCAAUAAAAUUUAUAAGAACUAAAACAUGCAAGUUUUCAAGUUUCUGUAUGCAUCAGCAUAACAAGGAAAAGGUUAAGGAAGGAAAUGUAUUUUUCUCAGGGUAAUGCAAUGAUUUAAUAGAGAACAUGUUAAAUCUGAGGAAACUGCAUUUCAGAUUUAUUUACCUUGAUGUCAGUGGGUUUAGACAUUUAUUUAUUAAUAAGAAAACAUGUCCCUUAUUUUGUGACAAGGUGUAUGGAUAUGUAGGAAACAUUAUCUCCUGAUAAUCAUAGAAAAUAUUGUUGGUAUGUUGAUGUUUCUGUGUUAUGAACACAAAACUAGCUGCAAGUCUCUUAGAAUACUAGAUUUUUUUUCUACAUUAAGAACUGUGUACUGCUUUCUGUAGUGUAUUACUAGUUUGUUAACACUUGUUAAAAUGUUACACUACAGUUAUGCAAUGGUUUACAGAAUUCACAAAAUUAUUUUUUAUCAUCUUGAGAAUUAAAACAAUUUUUCAUCUGA
This is a messenger RNA of Myripristis murdjan (pinecone soldierfish), 9035 nucleotides long. RefSeq names its product unk like zinc finger (gene unkl). The coding region runs from base 54 to 2492 and encodes 812 amino acids. The record is from RefSeq and is a predicted model, not a curated record. The transcript has 16 exons. Gene Ontology annotation, molecular function: metal ion binding. Lineage: Eukaryota; Metazoa; Chordata; Actinopteri; Holocentriformes; Holocentridae.